AUGGUGGUGUGGUCGUAUCCGCCCACGCGGAAGCAGCAUGUGGUGAUGGCGUGCUGUUUCGUAGCCGGGAUUGGACUCUUCGGCGUCGGAGCUCACCUGUCGCUGGAAAACGUGGGCCCACAGCAAGAACGGGUCAAGGCGCGCAGGGAGUUUGUGAAGGACCGACUAAGAAAGCUUCUGGAUGAUGAUUGAUCAGCGUCAGCUACUUUGCUUCUUUUGAUUUCGGUGAGCUUUCAACGCCGUAUUUCUCAACUCUAGUAUAAUAUCGAGCAUACAAGUGCUUUGAGCAUGCUUCUGUUUAGAGUUCAGUAAUAAAAUGUGAGCAUGGUUCGUUCAUAUAGUAUCCAGUUUUGUACAUGUUUAUUUGAUGUUCUGGGAUCAGCAUUCAACACAUUUGCGUAUUGGGUUUUUACCCCUGCAGCUUCAUAUAGUCGUCUUGCAGAUUAGAUUAGGGUACUAAGGUUCAUUGUGAAGUCUAAUAUACUGUCAACAUGUAUAUGUUCGGUUUAUGUGAUCAAAUGAAUUCUGUAAGUGUGGUUUAGAACCAUAAACACAUAAGGUUUUGCUAACAAUUUUACCUUGGUUAUUGAAUUUUGUUAUUAAUCACCAAUCUAAUUGUGUAGUAAGCAAUCUUUGUUGACAUUACUGUCACACAUCAGCAGUGCUGUUUAUCCAUAAAUUCGAUCUA
Messenger RNA from Fragaria vesca subsp. vesca, 688 nucleotides. RefSeq lists its product as uncharacterized. Bases 1 to 192 code for a protein of 63 amino acids. The record is from RefSeq and is a predicted model, not a curated record. NCBI's taxonomy places the organism in Eukaryota, Viridiplantae, Streptophyta, Magnoliopsida, Rosales, Rosaceae. The transcript has a single exon.